AAAAUGAAUGCCCCAAACUGUGGCUAUGAAGGGUGAAAUGCCCAAUCUGUGUACUACAUUAAAGCCAAAAAACUCUAUGCUUGCACUAUUCAUCGAAACGAGACUUUUUCAUGAUAUGAAGGCAUAGUUCUGGUUAACCCUGACCAGGUCAUGAUGACACUCAAUAUUCUUGAUACUUCAAGAAAGCGGUUUCAUCUUGCAGCUAAGCAAGAGGCUUAUCAUCUUCCUGAGGAUGAUUGAGUGGCUCUCAGUGAACAUCUCUGGGAGAAAAUAGAAGCUUUGGUAGCUGCUCAUGACCAGUACUGAAGAAAGAGAGAAUAUUAUAAGUUUGUUGAACUUUUAAGCAAGGCAAAGAAAUUAGCCAAGAGAUUUAGAGAAAACCCAUUGUUCAUCAAAACUUUACUUGCAAAGGAUAGAGCAGAGAGCAGAGCUAUCCUAGAAGGCGAUAAAGACCCUGAAUUGGUAUACCACGAGAGAAAACUUAAGGACAAUGCUCGAUUCUUUCAGGUUGUCCAGAAAUUGAAAGAACAAAGAAGAAACCUUACUCAGAAGUAUCAGAAUGAUAUCGUACAUCUUCAGAAAACUCUUGCUGUAAGGGACGCUGAAAUUGCUGACCUUAGAGAUUUCAUUAGUAGGCAGGAGCAUCAGCUCACUAAGAAGCAUGAGCAAGAUCAGUCUCAACUCCUGCUAAAACAAGAAGAACAGAAAUUUAGAAUAAGGGAAUGUAUUGAAGGGGAUUCGACCAACAAUCAGAAUUCUGGUAUUUUGCAGGGAGUUGUCAAGAUUCAUCAACAUUUCUAUGAUCAUAAAGUAGAGGAUAUUUCUGACAAUCCUCCAAGGUUUGGACAUGGAGAGAAGAAGGCCUUCAGAGGAGUUGUAGGCCCCUUUCCAGUUAUCCACUCAGCGUAUGAGGAGAGUAAGGAUGAUAUAGAGGAAAAUCCUAUUUCAAAUGUGAACAACAAUUAUUUUGAGCAUUUGAAUAAGAAAUAUUACUCAUAUGAGGACCUGGAAGCCCUUCAAUUACCUCUUUUUCAUGCUGAAGAGGCUUAUGGAGAGUUUAUGAGUAUCGAGUUCGACUUCAGCACUCCAGAAAGUAAUAAAUUGCUGGAAAAUAUUGAGAAAACUCUCCCUGACCUUUUCAGUGUGAAGUUCAAGUCAAUAUCUCUUGUGACUAAUCCUGAAGCAUUUAAGACCUUCUGAACUUAUUUUUUCCCAGACCAAGUUGAACACCUCACUUUCCGCCUUGAUUACCGCAGUAUCAGUCAGCUUGAUAAGUACUUCAACAUCUUUAUUGAGCUUUGCCAGAAGGUAAAGGUCCAAGUAGAGAUUUCAGAGUGUUGUAUAAGCCAGAAACAACUAGAGCGAAUAAUCUGUGCCAACAAGUCAAAGAUGUGCUUGAAGAUUACAGACUGCUAUAUCUCAGUGGAGAAUGUUCACUAUUUCUUAGAUGCACUUGAAGGAGCAACCUUGGGUCAUCUAGAUCUCACCAAUAGUGGCAAAAACACUAUAUUUGGAUCAUUAACAUCUUUGGAGGAUUACUUCUUAAAUUUAGUGAUUAGUCUCUCCAAGUCAGAUGAUUUUAGGAAUAAUUUAAGUAAAGUUACUGUUACUGGUACAGGAAUGACAGACAUCAUUGCCCAACACAUUUUGGACAUGCAUGGAUUUAAGAAUGCCAAAGUUGGCUAAUAAGAUACUUCUGGA
Molecule: messenger RNA, 1701 nt
Organism: Moneuplotes crassus
Lineage: Eukaryota; Ciliophora; Spirotrichea; Euplotida; Euplotidae
Source: the annotation of a GenBank genome assembly